This is a messenger RNA of Mercenaria mercenaria, 2241 nucleotides long. Its product is annotated as probable methyltransferase-like protein 15 homolog. The record is from RefSeq and is a predicted model, not a curated record. The transcript is spliced from 6 exons. Lineage: Eukaryota; Metazoa; Mollusca; Bivalvia; Venerida; Veneridae. Gene Ontology annotation, biological process: rRNA base methylation. Gene Ontology annotation, molecular function: rRNA (cytosine-N4-)-methyltransferase activity. The coding region runs from base 560 to 1894 and encodes 444 amino acids.
GUCUGAUCUUUAUUCCUUGAGUAGGAUUCGAACCCCAUACUUGUAUUUCUUUCACCAACUGAUCUUGUUCCCUAAACCCCGGCUUAUUAAAAAGGAAGGUGGUGCCCAUUACAGUACAAUUGAAUUUAAACCUGGUAUUUAGCUUAAGUUAUAUGAAUUCCGUAAAAUUUGACCAAAGAAAUGUGAACAAGGUGACUGAAAAACGUUUGAUAUUUCUAUGCAGUUUUAUGGAUUUUUACCAUUUUGAAACAAUUUUAAUAAAAAUCUAUAAACUGUGAGUGUGAUGUCAUUUCGCAUUUGUUUCAACAAGUGUUUUGAUACCUGGUCUAAUUAAAGUACCACUAAAAGAUAAUUGUUUUCAGACUUAAAAGUUUAGUAGCUUUACAAUCUGACUAACAUGACUUAAGUACAUCUCCUAUUAGGCUACACUUAGGAUCUGAAGACGUGCUAUUGAUAGCCUCGUUCUGAUAACCCUUCCGCUAGCCAAUCAGAAGGGUUACUUACAACAUUUUUGAAAGAUACAGCUCAUCCAGUUUGCCGUUCAUCUUCAAAGUUACUAAUGGCUUGUCAAAGUUACAAGUGGCUGCUAACUAGGUUGUUACAUGGUCGUCAUGCAAACAUUACUAAAAGAUUGGCUUGGAGGACAUUUACUUCCAGACAUUCGGGUUGCCAUGGUGAUUUAAGUCGAAACUUUCUUACCAGAACUUCCGUUCACAGGAAGUGUUCAGUUUGUUGGAAUUAUCACAAUAGUGCAUCAGGAGACUCAGUUAAUGCAGAUAAUGUUUUUGUAGAGACCAAUAGUGACAGUGAAAUCCCUCGUGUGGACACUUCUAAGAAAACUUUAGGAACGAAAAGUCGUAGACCAGACAAGAAGUCUGUACAAAAUACAGAUCUACAUAUACCAGUCCUAAAAGAGGAAGUUCUUUCUUAUCUUGGUGGAAAAGUUAGUCAGAGAUUGGUAGAUAUGACAUUUGGAGCAGGUGGUCAUACAAAGGCACUUCUAGACAGUGCACCAGACUGUCACGUGUUUGCCCUAGACAGAGACCCUCUAGCAUACAAAAUUGCUUGUGAACUCGCUGAACAAAGACCAGGACAGAUUACUCCUUUAUUGGGUCGUUUCUCAGAGUUACCUACCUUGCUUGCAGCAAGAGAUGUACCAGCCGGCUCCAUAGAUGGCAUGUUGUUUGAUCUUGGCUCCUCCUCAAUGCAGUUUGACCAAUCAGAGAGAGGCUUCAGUCUCAGUAUGGAUGGUCCGUUAGACAUGAGGAUGGAUUCAAACAGGUUGCGAGAGCAACCAACAGCAGCAGAUGUAGUGAACUCUCUGGAUGAGGUUGAUCUUGCAAAGAUAUUUAAGAAGUAUGGUGAGGAGAGAAGAGCAAAGCGGAUAGCGCAUGCUAUAGCGGAGGCUAGGUCAGCAUUUGGUAGAAUCACGAGGACACGAGAACUGGCUAAAAUUGUGGAGAGUGUUUGUGUGGGAGUAUAUGGACAUGACAGUCUCGGAAGAUAUAGUCAUCCUGCCACAAAGAUAUUCCAAGCUCUUCGUAUUUUUGUAAACAAUGAAAUGAACGAACUUAACAGUGGUUUAGAAGUAGCUCACAAGUUUCUGAAACCCAGAGGAAUAUGUGUAGCAAUAUCGUUCCACUCUCUCGAGGACAGAAUCGUAAAACGACAUUUCAACACGAUUGAUAUGGACGAGAAGGGAAAUUUGUCGUUAGUUCAAAAACAUAGAAUGAUGAGUAGAAUGGCAGACACAAAGGAUCAGUUAGAUUCGAUGGUCGUCAGGAAAUGGCAACGAUUGAAUAAAAAAGUGACGAUGUCGUCAGAAGAAGAGGUAGAAGUGAAUCCACGCAGCCGAUCAGCAAAAUUAAGGGCAGCAGAGAAACUCCAGGUCUAACAAGAUAUCGUGAGUUAAAGGGAAAACUGUUGUAACUCAAAUUAAAUAAGGAUGGAGUGAUGAUAGUUUUCCGUUCAGCCAAAGAUGUCAUAUUGUUAUUAUUUACAUGGUGCAAUGGCUUUCUAUUGUUUUAACGGUGACAUAUACAAACCUUUAUUUUUCAAAAUCUGUGCUGCACUGUAUAAUAGGGCUAUUAUGAAAAUACCUUGAUCUAUGAUGUGACAUUUGGCUCAGGUGGAUUUUGCCAGACCAAGAUUUCCUGAGGUGUACAAGCCCAAAGUGUAAUUGUCUGGUAAACUCUGCAAGAGAUUAAUUCAGCACAAUGUUGGGCGGUUAAAACCGCCCCC